AUGGAGGAUUGCUUCAUGUUACCUCCGAUCAAACAAACGGAGCACAAAAGGCGUAUAACAAUGGAGGUUUCGGCAAUGCCAGAGAAGUUUUCUGACCAAGAAGAGUUACCAUUCCCAAAACUUAUAAGGAUAUCAAUGAUUGAUCCCUAUGCAACUGAUUCGUCAGGAGAUGAAGAUGACGACCAUUUUGGACGGUGGCGUGUGAAGAAGUAUGUUAAUGAAAUUAGCAUACAUCUGUCAUGCGAAGCUACAAUGAUGCCUUUCAAUGGGAAUAUGACAACACCCAGAAACAACUCAUCUGCUGUAGAAUCGAAACAGAAAGCUAUGGUAUAUGAUAAUGCUGCCAUUAAACUAUGUUGUCCUGGUGCUGUUACAAAUUUUGUUAUGCCAACGGUUUUGGAAAACCCACCACCAACGAAUGUUACAUCAAUGUCCGACCAUCAUCCCAACCGAAAGUCGCUCAAGCUUCCACUUGCGGAUGCACCACCUUUGGCUUACCAAUCAUUUGAUUCAAUACAACUUGGUGAUGAAGUUGCAUCUUUUAACAUGCAUCAUGAUUUCGGGUCUAUAAACUCGAACCAAUUUGAUGAUUUUGGUAUAACCCGUAUAGCUCAUAACUUCAUUCCUGAGAUUGGACGUGGAUCUCCCUCAACUUUAAAAAUAGAUAACUACUUCGAAGAUAUUUCAGAUAGUACUUUAGAUUCAUGGUUUUCCUAA
Cynara cardunculus var. scolymus (artichoke) is the source of this 717-nucleotide messenger RNA. RefSeq names its product ethylene-responsive transcription factor CRF4-like. The transcript is spliced from 2 exons. The record is from RefSeq and is a predicted model, not a curated record. NCBI's taxonomy places the organism in Eukaryota, Viridiplantae, Streptophyta, Magnoliopsida, Asterales, Asteraceae. Bases 1 to 717 code for a protein of 238 amino acids.